AUGUUCUCCCACCUCGCUGCAAAGGCUGCCCGGCCCACUGCCGCGGCUUUCAAGCCUCAGGCUCGCUUCAUCUCGGCCUCCACCAAGGCUGCUGCUACGCCUCAGCGCAUCCAGCAGGGAAGCAAGGGGCGCCAGAUGCCCCCGGCCUUCAACCGUGCCACCACUCCGGCCACCGGCGUCGAGGCCACCCUCACCAUCCGAGAUGGCCCCGUCUUCCGCGGUACUGCCUUUGGCGCCAACACCAACAUCUCUGGUGAGGCCGUGUUCACGACCUCCCUUGUCGGAUACCCCGAGUCGAUGACCGACCCCUCCUACCGCGGUCAGAUCCUCGUCUUCACUCAGCCUCUGAUCGGCAACUACGGCGUUCCCUCGUCGAUGCGUGACGAGUACAACCUCCUCAAGUACUUCGAGUCGCCCCACAUUCAGUGUGCCGGUGUCGUCGUCUCUGAUGUGGCCGAGCAGUACAGCCACUGGACCGCUGUCGAGAGCCUGAGCGAGUGGUGUGCUCGCGAGGGUGUCCCCGCCAUCUCUGGCGUCGACACUCGUGCCAUCGUCACCUUCCUCCGUGAGCAGGGUUCCUCGCUUGCCAGGAUCUCUGUGGGAGACGAGUACGACGCCGAUGAGGAUGAGAGCUUUGUCGACCCCGGCCAGAUCAACCUGGUCAAGAAGGUCAGCACCAAGGCUCCCUUUGUUGUGGAGGCCCCCAACGCCAAGUUCCACAUCGCCCUCAUCGACUGCGGUGUCAAGGAGAACAUCCUGCGCAGCUUGGUCAGCCGUGGCGCCAGUGUCACGGUCUUCCCCUACGACUUCAAGAUCCAGAAGGUUGCCGACAACUACGACGGAAUUUUCAUCUCCAACGGCCCUGGUGACCCCACUCACUGCCAGUCUACCGUCCACAACCUUCACGUCCUGAUGGAGACCUCGCAGGUGCCCAUCAUGGGUAUCUGCCUCGGCCACCAGCUCCUGGCCCUUGCUGCCGGUGCUCGCACCAUCAAGCUCAAGUACGGCAACCGUGCGCACAACAUCCCCGCCCUGGACCUCACCACUGGUCAGUGCCACAUCACCAGCCAGAACCACGGCUACGCUGUCGAUGCCGGCACUCUGUCGAGCGAGUGGAAGGAGUACUUUGUCAACCUCAACGACGGCAGCAACGAGGGCAUGCGCCACGUCUCCCGCCCCAUCUUCUCGACCCAGUUCCACCCUGAGGCCAAGGGUGGUCCCAUGGACAGCUCUUACCUCUUUGACAAGUACAUGGAGGAUGUCGCCGCUUUCAAGGCUACCCAGGCUGUCUACAAGGACAACCGCCCCUCACAGUUCAUGCUCGACAUUCUGAGCAAGGAGCGUGUUGGUGUCCAGCCCGAGCCUCUCGCCACUGCUGCUUAG
Messenger RNA from Microdochium trichocladiopsis, 1383 nucleotides. Its product is annotated as class I glutamine amidotransferase-like protein. The record is from RefSeq and is a predicted model, not a curated record. Gene Ontology annotation, cellular component: carbamoyl-phosphate synthase complex; cytoplasm. Lineage: Eukaryota; Fungi; Ascomycota; Sordariomycetes; Xylariales; Microdochiaceae. The transcript has 2 exons. Bases 1 to 1383 code for a protein of 460 amino acids. Gene Ontology annotation, biological process: L-glutamine metabolic process; L-arginine biosynthetic process; 'de novo' pyrimidine nucleobase biosynthetic process. Gene Ontology annotation, molecular function: carbamoyl-phosphate synthase (glutamine-hydrolyzing) activity.